AUCUGACGUGGCUAAUCAAAUAGGAAAAAACACGUGGCUCAUUCUGAUUCGAUAAUGACACCAACGCCCGCCGAUGACGUGGACCGCCGUUCUCAUUCAAAUACUUCUACAUAGCUUCUGCGAUUCCGGUACCGGCAGAAGCUCGCAGGGAGACAGAGAAAUCGGGCAAAUGGCGAUUAAGCUGUAUACGAGAUCUAUUAUUUUGAUUGUUGUUAUUGCUUUCUUAUCGGUUUUACCAGCUACGCUUUGCAUAGAAGAUAAAUGUUCUGCUUGUUCCGCCAUUGCUGAGGAGCUCGAGCAUGGACUAUUGAAAGAAAAGCCAAGAAACCAUUUAGACAUGAGACAUCGCCUGGAUUCUAAAGGUCAGCGUGAAGGGAAACUUAUUGAUUACAGAGGCAGCGAGUUACGAGUCGUUGAACUCUUAGAUGACCUUUGUGAAAAGAUGCAAGAUUAUACACUGGAGAAGGUGGAUUCAAGCACCAACACUUGGAUCAAAGUAAGCAAUUGGGACCUUCUCAAGACUAAUAAGCAAGAAGCUCGAGCACAUUCAAAAGCGUUGUCAUCCUUUUGUGGAAGGUUACUCGAGCAAACUGAAGAUGAGUUGGCAGAGUUGAUAAAGAAAGGAUCUGUCAGAGUUGGAGAUGUGACCAAGGUAUUAUGUGAAGAUCUCAGCAACUAUUGCAAGGGGACAAGCAGCUCCAAUAAGGCAGUAGAUGAUGAACUUUGACCUGAUAAAUCAUUUUGUUUCCGUGGCUGGUUGAUGAGGUAAAGAACCAGAAAUUCAGAUGAUUUCCAUAGAAGUAGAAACAGUUUGUUACGUCCUCAUAUUUCUUCUGAUAUUUUUUAACUUUUUAAUACAACAUACAUUUGUAUGUCCUUCCCUCUUUUUUAUUGGACCAUGUAUCAGUCAUCCCAUGUUGUACUGAAAGAUCAACUAAUUUUAUCGAUGAACAAUAUUAAUACUCUCUUUUGCGUCUU
Molecule: messenger RNA, 978 nt
Organism: Solanum pennellii
Lineage: Eukaryota; Viridiplantae; Streptophyta; Magnoliopsida; Solanales; Solanaceae
Product: protein seele
Exons: 9
Coding region: 74-727 (217 amino acids)
Source: RefSeq, a predicted model, not a curated record